UCUUCUUGGCGUUGCAAUUUGCAAGCUGCAAUCUUUUUUCUCUUUCUCUGCCAUCUCCUUUCCGGUGGUGGGAAAAAAAGAUUACUCCUUGGGAAGAGGAGCGGGGCGCGGGGUUCCGUAGAGGCGGUGGCGCAAAGGCGAACUCCGAUCCCAUGGCCAGAGAAAAGCAGCACCAUUGCUGGUAUGGUAGUAGCAGUAGCAGCUAGUGAGAGAAAAAAAAAAGCGAAGGGAAAAGGAGGCAAGAAAGCUCAAAGCAGCAGCAGCAGCGCCCUUCUCCUCUCUCAAGUCUCAACCGCUGUAGAUUCCUUCGAGCUGCUUGCUGCUCCUUCACUCCCAGUGUGCACCGGGAGAGUGGUAGUGGUGUGGUGGUAGUGGUAGAAAGCAAGAAGCAGCAGUAGCUGCAGCUGUCUCCUUUUCUUUUGUUCUUGCUCCUCUUUGCACGCAAAGAAUCGAUAGCCAGCCUUUGUUUGCUGCUCUCUGAACUUGUGCUAGCUCUGCACUGCACUGUCUGGUUCUUGGGACUCGCUGUUCUUGGUUGCUGCAUUUUUUUUCUUUUGCUUCCUUGUCCCAUUUUGGAUUUUUGGUGAGGUGAGGUGAAGAGAUUGGGUUCUUGGGUGGAGGAGGAUGGCCGGAGGAGGGGCGGCGCCGCCACCGAAGCAGGAGGAGCUGCAGCCGCACCAGGUGAAGGACCAGCUGCCCAGCGUGUCCUACUGCAUCACCAGCCCACCGCCAUGGCCUGAGGCCGUCAUACUUGGAUUCCAGCACUACAUUGUGAUGCUGGGCACGUCAGUGAUUAUUCCUAGUGCUCUUGUUCCGCAAAUGGGAGGAGGAAAUGAUGAGAAGGCUCGGGUGAUUCAGACGCUGCUGUUCGUUGCCGGCAUAAACACCCUCUGCCAGUCGUUCUUUGGGACUCGUCUUCCAGCUGUGAUGGGUGGAUCCUACACCGUUGUUGCGCCGACGAUCUCCAUCAUACUGGCUGGCCGUUACAGCAAUGAAGCAGACCCUCAUGAGAAAUUCUUGCGGACAAUGCGAGGAACGCAAGGCGCUCUCAUCAUCGCAUCGACAAUCCAGAUCAUACUUGGUUUCAGUGGUCUCUGGCGCAAUGUAGUUAGAUUUCUUAGUCCAUUGUCUGCUGUUCCUUUGAUCUCACUUGCUGGAUUUGGCCUCUAUGAGCUUGGUUUUCCAGGGGUUGCAAAAUGUGUGGAAAUCGGACUCCCAGAAAUCAUUCUACUGCUUGUGUUUUCUCAGUAUUUACCUCAUGUUAUACAUGUGGCAAAGCCUGUGUUCGACCGGUUUGCUGUCAUUUUCACCAUUGCUAUUGUGUGGUUGUAUGCAUAUAUUCUCACUGCUAGUGGUGCAUACAAGAAUGCUCGACCGAAAACACAAGUGCACUGUCGUGUUGAUCGGUCUGGAAUUAUCAGUGGAGCUCCAUGGAUAAGAGUUCCUUUUCCUUUUCAAUGGGGGGCUCCAACAUUUGAUGCUGGUGAAUCUUUUGCCAUGAUGAUGGCCUCAUUUGUUGCUCUUGUGGAGUCAACUGGGACUUUCAUUGCUGUGUCAAGAUAUGCAAGCGCAACUAUGAUUCCUCCAUCAGUUCUUGGUCGUGGAAUUGGUUGGCAGGGUAUUGGCACUUUGAUAGGUGCAUUUUUUGGGACAGCCAAUGGAACUGCAGUUUCAGUUGAAAAUGCCGGUUUGCUAGCUUUGACACACGUUGGCAGCCGUAGAGUAGUGCAAAUAUCUGCUGGCUUCAUGAUCUUCUUUUCUAUCCUUGGGAAAUUUGGAGCAAUUUUUGCAUCAAUUCCAUUACCGAUAUUUGCUGCCCUGUACUGCAUCUUCUUUGCAUAUAUCGGUGCCUGUGGUCUGAGCUUCCUUCAGUUCUGCAAUCUCAAUAGCUUCAGGACAAAGUUCAUCGUGGGGUUCUCGUUCUUCAUGGGCUUAUCGGUUCCUCAGUACUUCAAUGAGUAUACAUCCGUUGCAGGCUAUGGCCCGGUGCACACAGGCGCUCGAUGGUUCAAUGACAUGAUAAACGUACCCUUCUCGUCCAAGCCGUUCGUCGCAGGCCUGGUGGCAUACUUCCUAGACAACACAAUCCAGAGGCGCGACAACGGGGCGAGGAGAGACAGGGGCUACCACUGGUGGGACAAGUUCAGGAGUUUCAAGACGGACACCCGGAGCGAGGAGUUCUACUCUCUGCCAUUCAACCUGAACAAGUUCUUCCCUUCCGUAUGAUCUGCAUUUUCUCGGAUUAUGGCAGAGCUGCUGCUUGCAUCUGGCAUGUUUGUCUAUGUCAAUUGAAUUCCAUGGUUCUGUAAAUCUUUGGAUGGGUGAAUUUUGGCUGGUUGGGGG
Molecule: messenger RNA, 2343 nt
Organism: Oryza brachyantha (malo sina)
Lineage: Eukaryota; Viridiplantae; Streptophyta; Magnoliopsida; Poales; Poaceae
Product: nucleobase-ascorbate transporter 6-like
Exons: 14
Coding region: 625-2226 (533 amino acids)
Biological process (GO): transmembrane transport
Cellular component (GO): membrane
Molecular function (GO): transmembrane transporter activity
Source: RefSeq, a predicted model, not a curated record